Molecule: messenger RNA, 282 nt
Organism: Lactuca saligna
Lineage: Eukaryota; Viridiplantae; Streptophyta; Magnoliopsida; Asterales; Asteraceae
Source: the annotation of a GenBank genome assembly
AUGGAGGAAGAUAUGGAGGGGGAUGAGGUUGUUGAGCUGAAGUCAGAGAUAACAAAGGAGGUGGAAAAUAUUGAGAAGAAUUACUCUAUUCUUCAUGAUAAGGUUGAUGCCAUUGCUGAUGCGAUCACGAAGCUUGUGGAGUAUAACACUUCAUUCUCAAUCAAUUUUGAUGCCAAGUCAGAUAAAGAUUCUAAAGUGUUUGAAAAGUUGGAUGAGUUUUUGGGAAGCUUAAAAGAGUCUAUGUCGAAGGUUGAUCUUUCUCAACAAUCUUUUGUCCCUUAG